AUGACACCUUUACAGAUCGACACUACCGGCCAUGGGUCUGGGCCAGCAGAUAUCAUCAACGGUAGCCUCCCUUCUCCUGACGCUUCAUCAGAGGAUGAUUUCUAUGAAGCCCGUGAUCCGAUGUUGUUGGCAUCAAAACGCAUGUCUGAAGAACAGCUCCGUGCGAUUCGCUCAUCCAAGAAAGUCAAAGAGUUUUAUCGUGAACAGAAUGAGUUGAUUGAGGACUUGCUCGAACCUCCAGGGGGACGAGAGGGGGCACAAGAGGAAGAAGAGAAGAACCAACUCAAAGUAUGCAACUCUUCUCUCUCUCUCUAUCUCUCCUUAUUUCUCAACUCUCAGAAAAAUCUUUUAACACUCAAAAUUGCGGUGUAUGGAUCAUUUGGAGUCAACGUGUUGCUGUUUAUGCUGCAACUCUAUGCUGCUAUUUCUUCAAAAUCAUUAGCAUUGUUUGCAACCAUGGCAGAUUCAUUCAUGGACUUGCUUUCGGGUGUCAUUCUCACGUACGCUGCUAGAGCUUCUACUAAGAGUAACUGGAAAUAUCCUUCGGGCAAGUCGCGUAUGGAGACUGCAGGAACAAUUGUCUUUGCUUCCUUGAUGGCAACUGUUUCACUUCAAUUGAUCAUUGAGUCUGUCAGAACAUUGCUCGAGAACAACCAGACACCUCCUAUGCCUAGUGCUAUCGCUAUUGCAUUCGUUGGAUUCGCACUCAUCAGCAAAUUUCUUCUCUUUCUUUAUUGCAAGGCGAUUAGACAGUAUAACGCAGCCAACAUUUUAGCAACGGAUCACAGGAAUGAUUUGUCAGUGAAUGGAUUUGGUCUGUUUGCGUCCUUGAUGAGCAGAUACUGCUGGUGGCUUGAUCCAGCUGGUGCUAUCGUGGUUUCUCUGAUUAUCUUGCGUUCCUGGGUGUGGACUGCCUAUGAACAAAUCCAGCUCAUUGUAGGCAAGUCUGCAGACCCAGCUUUCCUCAAAAAAUUGACUUAUAUCGCCUUGACCCAUCACCGUAAGAUUCUGCAAGUAGAUACAUGCACAGCGUAUCACGCCGGCAAUAACUUCUUUGUGGAGGUGGAUGUUGUCAUGGCACCAGAGACACCGUUGUGGGAAAGUCACGAUAUCAGUGAAGGCCUUCAGAUCAAAUUGGAGUCUCUCCCAAAUGUUGAGCGUGCGUUUGUACAUGUUGACUAUGAGACUUCUCACGCUCCAGAGCACCGCAAGUUGAAGUAG
Lobosporangium transversale is the source of this 1221-nucleotide messenger RNA. Its product is annotated as cation efflux family-domain-containing protein. Bases 1 to 1221 code for a protein of 406 amino acids. NCBI's taxonomy places the organism in Eukaryota, Fungi, Mortierellomycota, Mortierellomycetes, Mortierellales, Mortierellaceae. Gene Ontology annotation, molecular function: monoatomic cation transmembrane transporter activity. The record is from RefSeq and is a predicted model, not a curated record. Gene Ontology annotation, biological process: monoatomic cation transport; transmembrane transport. Gene Ontology annotation, cellular component: membrane. The transcript is spliced from 8 exons.